CACUUUUUUGUAAAUCUUUUAAGUUUUCAAACACAUAUUAAACCUAAUAGAUGGAAAGCAUUGCAGUGGGCCUGGCGGCCUUUUUUGAACUGAUGGGCUGCCAGUUUUUCCUUCCCCAACCAAAGGAUCGCUGCUCCCCAGCUCCAGAUUUGGCCAGCUGGAUUUUCUUGGCUGCAACGGUGUGUUUACUAUGGGAUAUCUCCAUCUAUCCUCGUCGAUUUAUGCACAUGGGUCGUGCUUGGCGUGUCCUGGUUGAGACUAUGGCAGCCAUUUUUAUAGCGGAGUUGGGCACCAUCGUCAUUUGGUGUGGCAUCGAGAGGUUCCUGUAUGGUGUGACGGAUGAGAUCUUGCAUUUGAUACGAAAUAGCUGCCGACCAUCACCCUAUUUAUAUUGGAUUUCUGGACUUAUUACCACCUUUGUUAGUGGGGCCUUUCUGUAUUUCGUCCUUAGAGCAACCGAUAGCAUAUACUAUAUAAAUAAAUUCGUUUUGGAGCUCUGGACUACCAUAAAGCUAUCCUUGCGGAUGCUUCGCUGCUAUAUGACAAUGAACACCAGGGGCAGACGUCAGGCCUUAAAGGUAUGUCAAUUAACCGGAAAAAUGACUAACAGAAGAUCAUCGUCGCGUAGAUGCUCUACACCGAAAGAAGAAGAAUACAAUUCUGACUGA
Molecule: messenger RNA, 668 nt
Organism: Drosophila eugracilis
Lineage: Eukaryota; Metazoa; Arthropoda; Insecta; Diptera; Drosophilidae
Exons: 1
Coding region: 51-668 (205 amino acids)
Source: RefSeq, a predicted model, not a curated record